Chrysochloris asiatica (Cape golden mole) is the source of this 2874-nucleotide messenger RNA. It is a transcript of the gene ZNF624, whose product is annotated as zinc finger protein 624. The record is from RefSeq and is a predicted model, not a curated record. Bases 1 to 2874 code for a protein of 957 amino acids. Gene Ontology annotation, biological process: regulation of transcription by RNA polymerase II. Lineage: Eukaryota; Metazoa; Chordata; Mammalia; Afrosoricida; Chrysochloridae. The transcript has 7 exons. Gene Ontology annotation, molecular function: DNA-binding transcription factor activity, RNA polymerase II-specific; RNA polymerase II cis-regulatory region sequence-specific DNA binding.
AUGACUGUCUUAGGCGGUACUGGUUGCUCCGGGCUCCAGGCCCGGGUUCCCCGCCGCCUCCUUUCCCCUCCCCGCCGCCCUCUGCACUUGGCUGCGGGCGGUGCCCGGGGCGUGGCUAUUCUGCUCCAGAGCCCCUGCCCCGGAGCUGACCCGCCCACUCCUGAGAGGCGAUUGGGGGUGGACCGCCUGGCUGGGUGUGGACCCGCCUGCUCUGGGCUUCUCUCUGCACGCUGGUUGAUAUGUCUUUGUGGAAGUCUGCUCUGCCAGAGCAAGGUACACAGAAGGCGAGAUAUGUCUGCUGUGGUUUUCUCAGUUGGACCUCUGAGUCCUGAAGCAACCCAGCCAGAUGAUGUUCUUCACUUCCAGGCAGGAGAACCAGAUUUGAUAAAGGAAACAGUGACAUUUAAGGAUGUGGCUGUCGACUUUACAUGGGAGGAGUGGCGGCUGAUGGAUCCUACACAGAGAAACCUGCACAAGGAUGUAAUGCUAGAGAAUUACAGGAAUCUCGUUUCCCUGGGACUUGUCGUUUCCAAGCCAGAUAUGAUAUCUCAUUUGGAGGAUGGAAAAAGACCAUGGGUGAUGGUGAGAGAAUUUUCAAGAGCCCCAUAUACAGAGUUGGAGACCAAAUUGGCAACCAAGGAUACUGUACUAACAGAGGAAUUUUCUGAAGAAGACUUACCACAGGGUACCAUAGUGGAGAAGCUUACAGAGAAUGGCCUAUGGAGUUUCCGUCUGGGACGAUCAUGGAAUAACAGGAUACUGAGAUUGCAAAAUAAACAGGAGAGUCAUUUGAAUCGAAGAAUAGUUACACAUAGGAACACUCUCACUGCUCAAGGAGGCUUUAGGUUUGGAUCUGUUCUUUUUUCAGAACCAGAGAUUAUCACAGAGAAGUCCCGCAGCAAAUGCCACGCACACAAGGAUAGUUUUACAGAGAAUUUAGAUUUGAUUAUGGAUACUCAUUUGGGGAAGAAAAUUUGCAAGGAGACUAAAGGCAGCAAUGCCAUUAGGCAUACAUCAGAACUUAUUUUGGAAAAGAAAAUUAAUUAUAAAGAAAAGCCCUACAAAUGUAGUGCAUGUGACAAAGCCUUCUGUUAUAGAUCAUUGCUCGUUCAACACCAGAGGACUCACACUAAAGAAAAACCUUACAAAUGUAAUGAAUGUGGGAAAAUGUUCAGCCAGCCUUCGUAUCUUAGUCAACAUAAAAAAAUUCACUCUGGAGAAAAACCCUAUAAGUGUAAUGAAUGUGGAAAGGCCUUUAUUGCUUCUUCAUCUCUUAUGGUACAUCAGAGAACUCAUACCAAAGAGAAACCUUAUCAAUGCAAUGUCUGUGGAAAAUGUUUUAGCCAGUGUGCUCGCCUUAAUCAGCACCAGAGAAUUCAAACUGGAGAAAAACCCUAUAAAUGUAGUGAGUGUGGGAAAGCUUUCAGUGAUAAAUCAAAACUCAUAAGACAUAAGGAAACUCAUACUGGAGAGAAACCCUACAAAUGUAAUGACUGUGGGAAAGCCUUUAGGAAUAAGUCAUAUCUUAGUGUACAUACGAAGACACAUACAGAAGAGAAACCUUAUAAAUGUCACGAGUGUGGAAAAUCCUUCAAGAAUACCACAAUUUUUAAUGUUCACCAGAGAAUUCAUACUGGAGAGAAACCCUUUAGAUGUGAUGAGUGUGGUAAAGCCUAUAGAAGCAAUUCAAGCCUUAUUGUACAUAUCAGAACUCAUACUGGAGAAAAACCAUAUGAAUGUAAUGAAUGUGGGAAAGCAUUCAACCGUAUAGCAAAUUUCACUGAACAUCUGAGAAUCCAUACGGGAGAAAAACCCUAUAAAUGUAAAGAAUGUGGGAAAGCCUUCAUUAAUUAUUCAUGCCUUACUGUACAUCACAGAAUGCAUACAGGAGAGAAACCCUACAAAUGUAAUGAAUGUGGAAAGGCCUUCAUGCGUUCUUCAUCUCUUAUUAUACAUCAGCGAAUCCAUACAGAAGAGAAACCUUACCUAUGUAAUGAAUGUGGUGAAUCUUUCAGAAUAAAGUCACACUUAACUGUACAUCAGAGGAUUCAUACUGGAGAGAAACCCUAUAAAUGCACUGAUUGUGACCGAGCAUUCACCAAAAUGGUAAAUCUCAAGGAACAUCAGAAAAUUCAUACUGGGGUGAAACCCUAUAAUUGUUAUGAUUGUGGAAAAUCCUUCAGGACAAAGUCAUACCUUAUUGUACAUCAGAGAACCCAUACUGGAGAAAAACCAUAUAAAUGUAAUGAGUGUGAGAGAGCUUUCACUAAUACAUCACAGCUUACUGUGCAUCAAAGAAGGCAUACUGGUGAGAAACCUUAUAAAUGUAAUGAAUGUGGGAAAGUUUUCACAAGUAAUUCAGGCUUUAAUACCCAUCAGAGAAUACAUACGGGAGAGAAACCAUUUAAAUGUCGUGACUGUGGGAAAGCAUUUAGCCAGAUGGUACAUGUCACAGAACAUCAGAAAAUACAUAGUGGAGAAAAACCUUAUAAAUGUGAUGUUUGUGGGAAAGCCUUCAGGAGAGGUUCAUACCUUACAGUACACUGGAGGACACAUACUGGAGAAAAACCCUAUACCUGUAAGGAAUGUGGGAAAGGUUGUAUUACCUUAUCACAGCUAACUCUACAUCAGAGAAUUCAUACUGGGGAGAGGCCAUAUAAAUGUGAAGAAUGUGGAAAGGCCUUCAGAACUAACUCAGACUUUACUGUACAUCUGAGAAUGCAUACUGGAGAAAAACCUUACAAAUGUAAUGAAUGUGGAAAGGCCUUUAGGAGUAGCUCAAGCCUUACUGUACAUCAAAGAAUACACCAGAGAGAAGCUCAAUUAAUAUUGAUAGAGGAAACGAAAUCUUUGAUCCAGAUGCCUAUUCCAUGA